This is a messenger RNA of Saxophila tyrrhenica, 1266 nucleotides long. RefSeq lists its product as uncharacterized. NCBI's taxonomy places the organism in Eukaryota, Fungi, Ascomycota, Dothideomycetes, Mycosphaerellales, Extremaceae. Gene Ontology annotation, cellular component: fungal-type vacuole. The record is from RefSeq and is a predicted model, not a curated record. The transcript has a single exon. The coding region runs from base 1 to 1266 and encodes 421 amino acids.
AUGGCGCGAUGGCUGCUCACCCUCUUCCUCCUUGCGCCGCUCGCAAUCAACGCACAACAACUCAGCGACGUGCCUGAUCUCGAGACUGCGACACAGACGACAGCGACAUCCACAGAGACGACCGAUGGCACAACAAGACAGACGACCGGCCGGACGACGCAGGAUGCGCAGUCCACACUCGCGCUCACGAAUGACCCGCAAACCACCACCGACGCUUCAUCUAGCGAUGGUGCCCUCCGCACACCCACCGCUACUCUCACCGAGCCCGCCGCCCAUCUGACAGAUGCUCCAACAAUCGCCGGUGCCGGCAUCCCCACCCUCGUCGUCCCUUGGACCGCCGGCGCACCUUUCAUGCAAAAGUCCACUCUACCUGAAGGAACCUUCUUCAUCGCCGUCGGCGCCACUCUCGCCUUCUUCGGUGCCUGCGUGCUCCUCUGGCGUCUGAUGGUCGCCUGGAGCGUGAAUCGUAGCGUCAAGCGGACGGCCAUGCUUGCUUCGAUGGGCGGCUCAUCAGAAAAAGGCGGACGCACCACCUCAUCCUACUGGGGCGGCAGCAGCGGCGCUGGCUACAACCGCAUGACCUCUAGUGGCGGUCCAGGUGGCAAGGGCGGAUACUACAAGGACGCCGGCUACGAGAGCAACGUCUCGCUCGACAACCUCACCUCCGCCGGCAAACCGAUGAAACCGCACUUCCGCGAUAGCGUCGUCGAGCGCAACGGCUCUGGCGGUGCUGUCCCACCUCCAAACCUCUUCUUCAGUCCAACGGCACAAGCUGCUUCCCACCGCGACUCCACGCAUAACGUUAACAAUCGGAAUAGCGCGUACAUGCCGUCCGGCUACUACGCCUCUCCCUCCGCGCAAGCCGCUGGCGGUAACUCGAAUAUCGCCAUCGGUGGCAACCUCGCGCCCGGAAGCUACGGCAACACGAACCGCUACAGCGCCGCCUCCGCCCCUUCACCACCUGCCUCACCUGGCUUGCCUCCACAAACACGAUCCAGCUACCGCCAAUCUGCCUCCAACUCACGAGCACAGAGCCGCGACGGCUUACGCGGGCAGAGCAGGGACGGGCUAAGAGCGCAGAGUAGAGAUGGAUUGGGCAGCAAUCGUAACUCGACGUACUUGUACGCGCAGCCGAGUAGUUCGAGUUUGAUGGUGGGCGGGCAGAGCGUGAGCGAUCUGACGUCGACGGCGCCGAGUCGAGCGCCGAGUGCGUAUUUGGAGGAGCUGUUCGAUAAUCAUGGGAGUGGGCCGAGGGAGAGGUUUUGA